AUGCCUGGCACUUGCUUUUGCAGGUUGUUUGAGAAGAAGAAAAAAGCUAAUCGCCAACCCAGCAGUGAAGCAGAAGAACGAGAAAUUACAAGACAAACACAAGCAACUGAUGACAACACAGUUCAAAUAGUAAAAGUAGAGGAAAGAGAUAUUACAACACAAGCAACUGAUGACAACACAGUACAAGGUGUUCCGAGUUAUGCUUUUGAAGUACUAGCGAAAGCAACUGGUAAUUUCUCCAACAACAAUCGUCUUGGCGCGGGUGGUUAUGGUCAAGUUUAUAAGGGAAAGCUUCCAAAUGGUAAAGUGGUCGCAAUUAAGAGGCUUAUACAUCAUUCUGAUUCGGAAAUGGAGGAAAAUGCGCAACUUCAAUUUGAGGAGGAGGUGAAAACCAUUAGCCGCAUCCGUCACCGGCAUAUUGUGGAGGUGGUAGGGUACUGCAGUAAUAAAGCUGACAGAUUGCUUGUUUAUGAGUUUGUUUCCAACAAUUCGUUGAAAUAUCAUCUGCGUGAAGGGGGAAAAACAUUGCAUGGAAUGGAAAGCCCUGCAAUCGAUUGGUCAAGCAGAAUGAAAAUUGCUUUGGGUACCGCAAAAGGAUUGGCAUAUUCGCAUGAAGACUGUAAACCCAGAAUUAUCCAUCGAGAUAUUAAGAGUGAUAAUAUUCUUCUUGAUGAUAAUUUUAACCCAAAGAUCGGAGAUUUUGGAAUUUCCAAAGAUUUUGCAGAUUCUGCUACUUAUGUUUUCACUGAACCAAGGGGAACUGUUGCGUGA
Molecule: messenger RNA, 771 nt
Organism: Hevea brasiliensis (rubber tree)
Lineage: Eukaryota; Viridiplantae; Streptophyta; Magnoliopsida; Malpighiales; Euphorbiaceae
Product: proline-rich receptor-like protein kinase PERK15
Exons: 6
Coding region: 1-771 (256 amino acids)
Biological process (GO): protein phosphorylation
Molecular function (GO): protein kinase activity; ATP binding
Source: RefSeq, a predicted model, not a curated record